Messenger RNA from Penicilliopsis zonata CBS 506.65, 1604 nucleotides. RefSeq lists its product as hypothetical. The record is from RefSeq and is a predicted model, not a curated record. Gene Ontology annotation, biological process: UDP-galactose transmembrane transport. Lineage: Eukaryota; Fungi; Ascomycota; Eurotiomycetes; Eurotiales; Aspergillaceae. Gene Ontology annotation, cellular component: Golgi membrane; endoplasmic reticulum membrane. The transcript has 2 exons. Bases 220 to 1512 code for a protein of 430 amino acids. Gene Ontology annotation, molecular function: UDP-glucose transmembrane transporter activity; UDP-galactose transmembrane transporter activity.
AGAGCGGAAGAAGAGAGAACACAUGGCAUCAUCGACAACCAGGUCCCUUUUAUCUUUCUGUGAAUUAUUCUGUUUCUCUCACCCAGCCAAGCGCUCUGCUUUCUUGCUAUCUUUCUGUUUUGAUACUUACUACCUAGGGAGCCUUUCUCCUGCACACUCAUUUAUCAACGGCCAUCUUAGGCGGACCUAGCUGCGGUAUCGAGGACGGCAAUAUUCUCCAUGGCGCGACAGAAGCAGUCGACACCCUUGCAACGGGUGACCUCGUCUGAAUUGGUGCAUCUGCAUGCAGAAGGAAUCGAGGAUGGAGAAUUGACUCAACGAAACGGAAGUGCUAAGAAGUCUGUUGUCGCCAAUGGAAGCGCAACUGUCAAACCGGAGCGGGAGACUGCGCAGGAGACCCCCGGCCUGACGCAACUCGCGACUUGCGUUCUUGGGAUUUACGCAUCAUUUCUGUCGUGGGGAGUUCUACAGGAAGCCAUCACCACCACAUCAUAUACCGUCCGACCACCGACUGCACUGGAACCCGAACCUCCAACGGAACGAUUCACGUACUCUGUGGUGCUGAAUACCAUCCAAUCCUUCUUUGCGGCCAUCACGGGUUUUACGUAUCUGUAUUUUUCGACACCAAAGGGUCAAAAAGUCCCCUCCGCCUUCCCUACGCGCCAGAUCCUGGUCCCCUUGCUCCUCGUCAGCAUCUCUUCGUCGUUGGCCUCGCCGUUUGGCUAUGCCAGUCUCUCCCAUAUCGACUACCUGACUUUCAUCCUGGCAAAGUCGUGUAAGCUCCUGCCCGUCAUGUUCCUGCACCUGGCCAUCUUCCGCAAAAGAUACCCGCUGUACAAGUAUGGUGUUGUGCUUCUGGUCACGCUGGGGGUCGCAACGUUUACCCUCCACCACCCGGGGACCAGCAAGAAAGUGGCUGCCUCGGCGGCCAAGUCGCAGAGCGGGUCGUCCGCAUACGGAAUCUUCCUCCUCUCCGUCAACCUCCUCCUCGACGGGCUUACGAAUACAACCCAAGACCAUGUCUUCACGUCCCCGCAUCUCUAUACCCGCUUCACGGGCCCGCAGAUGAUGGUUGCCCAGAACGUUCUGUCGACCCUGCUGACGACCGCUUACCUCGUCGCCAUGCCCUGUCUUUCCUCAAACAGCACGCUUAUGGCUCUUCUCCCGCUCCCCAUCCCGCCUUCUACGCAGACGGAACUUUCCUCGGCCAUCUCGUUCCUGUCAAGACACCCCGAGGCGUUCCGGGAGGUGCUCGGCUUCGCUGCCUGCGGCGCCGUUGGCCAGCUGUUCAUUUUCUACACCCUUUCGAAGUUCUCGUCCCUCUUGCUCGUGACUGUCACUGUCACCCGCAAAAUGCUUACCAUGCUUCUGAGCGUCUUUUGGUUUGGCCAUUCACUGUCUCUCGGCCAGUGGUUGGGCAUUGGUCUUGUCUUCGGCGGCAUUGGUGCCGAGGCGGUGGUGCAGAGACAAGAAAAGAAGGCCAAGGCAGCCAAAGCAGCCAAAGCGUCGUAAGCCAGUAUCUUAAUUUAGACUAUUUCCAUUGUAUAAUAUGAUUUCCAGUUUAUGUGUGUUUAAUCUUAGGUGAUGUCCCGACCACUAAAUGU